AUAGAGCAAUCCAUGCUUGAGAGUGAAGGAAGCUCGGAACAGGAUUCAAGCGCAAGUAAACUGAAUAGCCACGGUAAGCGCUCGGUGGCAUACUAUCGGUGAGUUGUUACCGACACGGUGAUAAUUGCCCAGUUCCCGGAAGGAUCUAGGGCUUUUCCCGCCCCUUUGGAUUGCGUUUCCAACAGACUUUACUGACGAGUCACGACAACCCAACGAAGCGCAAGUGAUCGAGCCGUCUUCAUUCCCACCCCCUUGCUGCCAAUCUUUCCCCUCUAAAUCAAUCCCUCGAACACUUAGUGUCAUCGUCAACAAUGGCCGAUCUCGGCGCAGACCGCACUGCCGCCUAUGGCGCAGUCUACUCGCCCUCAUUCCUCACAAUCUUCUACGACAAGUACGUCCUAGGCUUCAACAUGUCAAAAGUCUGGGGCUGCAGCACGGAAAACCUUCUUCUCCCCUUCUUCAGCGAAAACUUCACCCGCAAUCACCUCGACAUUGGCGUCGCUACGGGCUGGUUCCCGGCAGCCGCCCUAGCGCGGCCGUUCCGCGCCACCAGCAAGCAGCGCAUCACGCUGCUGGAUCUCACCGCGCCGCCAUUGAACGCGGCAAAGACCCGCGUGCUAUCAGUUACGACGAACACCGAGGUUCAAUGCGUUGAGGCUGAUGUCACAGAGCCGCCGCCGAAGCAGCUUCUCGGCGAGCGGUUUGACUCCAUUUCCAUGUUUAAUCUGUUCCAUUGUAUGCCUGGCGGCAAGGCCAAGCUUCGUGCAUUUGGUUUGUAUAAGGAGUUGUUGAGCCCGGAAGGUGUGUUGACUGGCUGCACGGUGCUGGGCCCAAAUGAGUCGACUGGGUGGUUUACCAAGUUCUAUCUCCGGUGGUACAACAAGUGGUGGGGUGUAUUCAACAACUGGGAUGACAAGAAGGAGGAUAUUCAGGAGGCGUUGGAUCAAGAGUUCGAGGAGGUUGAGACGUGGAUUGUUGGACAGGUGAUGCUGUUCAGGGCAAAGAAGCCCAGGAAGGCGCUUCUUGAUUUUUGAGAUUCGGAACGGAUGUGAUACCUAUAGCUGCAUGAGUUAUGAGUUAAUGAGAUGGGUACUUAACUGGAAGUCAACUUCUAGCUUCAAAAAUAGUACAAAAAGUUCGAA
Colletotrichum acutatum is the source of this 1142-nucleotide messenger RNA. Its product is annotated as methyltransferase. Lineage: Eukaryota; Fungi; Ascomycota; Sordariomycetes; Glomerellales; Glomerellaceae. The coding region runs from base 312 to 1034 and encodes 240 amino acids. The record is from RefSeq and is a predicted model, not a curated record. The transcript has a single exon.